Messenger RNA from Cynara cardunculus var. scolymus (artichoke), 1860 nucleotides. RefSeq names its product probable LRR receptor-like serine/threonine-protein kinase At1g67720. The transcript has 8 exons. The record is from RefSeq and is a predicted model, not a curated record. Gene Ontology annotation, molecular function: protein binding. The coding region runs from base 16 to 1557 and encodes 513 amino acids. Lineage: Eukaryota; Viridiplantae; Streptophyta; Magnoliopsida; Asterales; Asteraceae.
UCAACAAAUUCCACCAUGUUCUUCUUUCUCUCUCUUCUCUCCACCCUCUUUUUCAUCCCCUUUUCCCUAUGUCAACCCCCUAGGUCUCUACUCAUCGAUUGCGGUGCCACCGUCACUUCUCUCAUCGACGAUCGACAAUGGCUUCCAGAUACCGGCUUUAUUUCAAUCGGUACAUCCAGAACCCUAGCGGAGACCAACCUCUCUCCUACCCUCUCCACCGUCCGAUCAUUUCCCCUCCUCCAUAACAACUCUCGCCGCCGGAAAUUUUGCUAUGUCGUGCCGGUGUACCGCACCGGGAAAUACCUAGUACGGACGACGUAUUACUAUGGUGGAGUGAACAGCCAGGUUUCACCGCCGGUGUUUGAUCAAAUCGUGGACGGGACUUUGUGGAGUGUGGUCAAUACGACUGAAGAUUACGCCAGAGGAACGGCGUCGUAUUACGAGGGGAUAUUUCUCGCCGCAGGAAAGUCGAUGAGUGUUUGUCUGGCUUCGAAUACGUAUACAGAGUCCGACCCGUUUAUAUCGGCGAUGGAAUUUGUACUAUUGGCUGAUUCCUUGUAUAAUUCAACGGACUUUGGAAAUUCUAGUCUCAGAUUGGUUGCAAGGCACAGCUUUGGAUAUAAUGGUUCGAUAAUAAGGUACCCAGAUGAUCAAUUCGAUCGUUAUUGGGAGCCAUAUGGUGAAAACAAUCCUACACUUUCUAGAGGAGAAAACGUAUCUAUAAAUGGCUUCUGGAACCUCCCUCCUUUGAAAGUAUUUCAGACACAAUUCGCAGUCAGCCGACCAGAACAACUCUUGGAGUUUCAGUGGCCUCUUACACCUCUUCAGAACUCAAUCUACUACAUUGCUCUUUACUUUGCAGAUGACACUGGGACUUCAAGAGUUUUCAACAUUACUAUAAACGAUGUUUCAUUCUAUCGUGAUCUGAACAUUUCUAUGACUGGUGUUGCUUUGUUUGCCAACCAGUGGCGGCUUUCUGGCCCCACCAAGAUCAUAUUGAGUCCUGCUCCUGGUUCUACUCGUGGUCCUCUGAUUAAUGGUGGAGAAAUUUUUGAGGUGCUGCCAGUUGGUGGGAGAACUCUUACGAGAGAUGUGAUUGGCUUGAAUGGUUUGAAGGACAGUUUUCAGAACCCUCCUUUUGAUUGGAAUGGUGAUCCUUGUUUACCCUUGGAGAACUCAUGGACUGGAAUUACAUGCUCUAGAGGAUCUCGUAUUCGUGUGAUUGGAUUAAACCUUACAAGCAUGGACCUUUCAGGAUCUCUUUCUCCUAAUAUUGCAAAUUUGACUGCACUAAGUGACUUAUGGCUUGGGAACAAUAGAUUGUCAGGAGCCAUUCCUGAUUUGAGUAACUUGAAGUUGUUAAAGACUCUACAUCUGGAGGACAAUCAGUUGAAUGGACGGAUCCCGUCGUCUUUGGGAAAUAUUGACAGAUUGCAAGAACUAUUCUUGCAGAACAAUAAUUUGACCGGUCAAGUUCCAACCAGCCUCACACUAAAACCCGGAUUGAACUUGAGGGUUGCUCCUGGUAAUCCAUUUUUGGACCCACCAAUUCCUUGAUCAUGAUCGCAACUUGUAUUCAUGUUAUCGAAAAUCUUGAAAUCAAGUUUACAGGAUUUUUGAGAAAAGCAGAAAAGAUGGUGUCCAUAUCCCAUUCAAGCGUCUUGCUGACUUGUUUUUGGUUCCAAAUUGUUCCCCAUUAAUUUCUUAGUGUUCCAUAUUCUUAGGAGUGUACAGUUUUCUUCUUUUAAAAAUACCAAAUUGUUGUAUGUUUUAUUAUGUACCUGAAGUUGAAUGAACAAAAUUGUAAUCGGUUCUUCGGAAACACUUAGAUGGUAGUGUACAACACCACUCUGAUUGUGC